GGCGGUGUACUUCCUGCUGGGCCUCGUGGAGUUGGGAGUUACUGAGGCUGCAGAAUGUUUAAGAAAUUUGAUGAAAAGGAAAAUGUUACAAAUUGCAUCCAACUGAAGACAUCUGUUAUAAAAGGCAUUAAGAAUCAGCUGGUUGAACAGUUUCCUGUAAUUGAGCCAUGGUUGAACCAAAUCAUGCCAAAGAAGGACCCUGUAAAAAUAGUGAAAUGCCAUGAACAUAUAGAGAUCCUGACUGUUAAUGGAGAACUGCUAUUUUUCAGACAAAGGGAGGGACCUUUCUACCCCACCUUACGAUUACUUCAUAAAUAUCCUUCCAUCUUGCCACAUCAACAGGUUGACAAAGGGGCUAUCAAGUUUGUGCUUAGUGGCGCCAAUAUUAUGUGUCCUGGACUAACUUCCCCCGGAGCAAAGCUUCAUCCAGCCGACACUGACACUAUAGUUGCUAUUACAGCAGAGGGCAAGCAACAUGCCCUUUCUGUGGGAGUUAUGAAGAUGCCAGCAGAUAAAAUAGAACAAGUCAAUAAAGGUAUUGGAAUCGAAAACAUGCAUUACUUAAAUGAUGGUCUCUGGCACAUGAAGACAUACAAAUAACACAUACCAGCGAUGUGGGAACUGUUGGAAGAAACAUGGAUAGACCAACUGCAACACAGACAUUUGUAAUGUUGGAUUUUGAGUUUUUUAUUUUGCUUCAAAUAAACCCAGCACUUCAGAGAAAACGACACCUUUUUGUUCAUCGGUUCUGGAUAAAUUCCUCCCUAUUGAAACCUGUUCCAAUUACAGAAGAACUUGUAUUUACUUCUCUGCACAACAAAAACAUGAAAAUUUAUUUACAACCUGACUUUCGUUAAAUCAUGAAUCACUGCAGCUGUCUUUAGCUUGUACAGUGGUUUGUACAACAUUGUUGCAUGGUUAAUUUCUCUUUGUUCAAUAAAUAUCCAAGAUUGCACAA
Molecule: messenger RNA, 958 nt
Organism: Hemiscyllium ocellatum (epaulette shark)
Lineage: Eukaryota; Metazoa; Chordata; Chondrichthyes; Orectolobiformes; Hemiscylliidae
Gene: mcts1
Product: MCTS1 re-initiation and release factor
Exons: 6
Coding region: 55-600 (181 amino acids)
Biological process (GO): formation of translation preinitiation complex
Molecular function (GO): RNA binding
Source: RefSeq, a predicted model, not a curated record